AUGGCCCCGUCAUUGGAACUCUAUGAGAAAGCCACCCAAAGCUUGCCCGUCAAGCCCAACGUCACUAACACCCAUGGCGUCCCCGCAGUGACAGACUUCGAGUUCGAGAGCUCCGACAAGCAUGACCGAGUUCUGAAGGUGUUCCGCGCAUUCAUCGCGGAUCUUUGUCAGCAAUUCAAUGGAGGCCAUCCAGGCUCUGCCAUGGGCAUGGCCGCCAUCGGCAUCGCCUUGUACAAAUAUGUGAUGAAAUACUCCCCCAGCAACUGCGAGUAUUUCAACCGAGAUCGUUUUGUCCUUUCUAACGGUCAUGCUUGCCUCUGGCAAUACCUGUUCAUGCAUCUCGUUGGUGUCAAGAGUAUGACCGUUGAUCAGCUCAAAUCAUAUCAUUCCGAGAAAACCGACUCCCUGUGCCCCGGCCACCCCGAAAUUGAAAAUGAAGGUGUCGAAGUCACAACAGGCCCGCUCGGACAAGGUGUUGCCAACGCAGUCGGCCUCGCGAUGGCGACGAAGAACCUCGCCGCCACAUACAACAAGCCGGGUUUAGAAGUCGUGAACAACAUGACAUGGUGCAUGAUCGGCGACGCGUGUCUUCAAGAGGGUGUCGGUCUCGAGGCGGUUUCUCUGGCUGGCCAUUGGAAGCUCAACAACUUGUGCAUCAUCUACGAUAACAACUCCGUCACUUGUGAUGGUACGGCCGAUGUUGCGAAUACGGAAGAUAUCAACGCCAAGAUGAGAGCAACGGGAUGGAACGUUCUUGAGGUUCUCGAUGGAAACUCCAACGUUGCUGCUAUUGUGAAUGCUCUCAUUGUUGCACGAAGCAGCGAUCGCCCAACUUUCAUCAACAUCCACACAACCAUCGGCUUCGGCUCAGUCAAGGCCGGCGAUGCGAAGACACACGGUGCCGCGCUCGGUGUUGAUGAUGUCGCAAGCAUCAAGAAGACCUUUGGUCUCGAUCCUGAGGAACACUUCUCGAUCCCCAAGGAUGUCUACGACUUCUUCGGAGAUGUCGUCGAACGGGGAAAGACCUAUGAGAAGGAGUGGUCCGAAACUGUCCAGAACUAUUCGGAGCAACACCGCGAGCUUGCUGCCGAGUUCAAACUCCGCGUCGAGGGCAGGAUGCCUGACGACUGGACCAAGUAUAUCCCUAGCAAGGACCAACUUCCCACCGCACCGACAUCAUCCCGCAAAUCGGCUGGCCUCGUGGGCAACCCUCUGGGCGAGAAGAUGAAGAACUUCCUCAUUGGAACCGCCGACUUGACGCCUUCGUGUAAUGUCGCAUACAACCAGAAGGUUGACUUCCAAUCUCCGGAGCUCCAAACGGCAUGCAACUUGAACGGCAACUAUACCGGCCGAUACAUCCACUACGGCAUCCGAGAACACGCCAUGUGCGCCAUCUCGAACGGCCUCGCCGCCUUCAACAAGGGAACUUUCCUGCCCAUCACCAGUUCCUUCUUCAUGUUCUAUCUAUACGCCGCGCCGGCCGUCCGAAUGGCCGCUCUCCAAGGCUUGCAGCAGAUUCACAUCGCAACGCAUGACAGUAUUGGCACUGGCGAAGAUGGGCCGACGCAUCAACCCAUCGCUCUCCCUGCACUCUACCGUGCCAUGCCUAAUACCCUUUAUAUCCGUCCUUGUGACUCGGAAGAGGUCGCUGGGGCGUUCAUUGCCGCCAUCAACGCUACCGAAACACCUACCAUCAUCUCUCUUUCGCGUCAAAACUUGACUCAAUACCCUCAACAUUCGUCUCGCGAGGGGGUUGCCAAGGGCGCAUACGUCUUUGUAGAGAGUGAGGACUUUGAUGUCACUUUGAUCGGCGUCGGCUCAGAAAUGGGCUUCACCAUGGAGACCAAGGGCCUCCUCGAGAAGGAGGGUAUCAAGGCACGGGUUGUCUCCUUCCCUUGCCCCCGGCUCUUCGAACAACAGUCUCGCGAAUACAGGCACUCUGUUCUUAAGCCGAGAGCUGGCAAGCCGACGGUUGUGAUCGAGGCAUACGCUGCGAAUGGCUGGGAGCGAUAUGCCGAUGCGUCCUUCUCGAUGCGCCGGUUCGGCAAGAGUUUGCCGUCCAAGGCGGCGUAUGAUUAUUUCGGAUUCAAGGCAACGAGGAUGGCGCCCAAGAUCAAGGAUCUUGUCGAAGAGCGGAUUGUUUCCCAGUUCAAUGUUGUUCGCACAAGUCUUAUUGACAACGAGACGACCCCGUUGCAAGUUGGAAACGGCAACUUCGCUUUCAAUGUCGACAACACGGGCAUGCAGACCUUCUUGCCGUUCAACACUUUGUCAAGUUGGGCGUGGCACAAUGACUCGUUGCCAACGAACGGGGAAAAGCUCAGCGACUACACCGGUGUACCCAGAUUGACUCACGGCCGAAACGUUUCUUACGAUAUUCCUGACUCCAAGCUUCCGGAAGUCUCCCAGUGGCUGAUUGGCAAUCCCAAUCGCAUCAACCUGGGCCGCAUCGGCCUCAAGUACAAAGGUGACACCCUCUCAGCAGACCAAAUCACCGACCCGAAGCAAGAGCUGGAGCUAUGGGCCGGAGUCAUAACGUCAACCUUCAAGGUCAACGGCGAGUCGGUGAAGGUCAUCACCCAAGGCGACUUCGAGACCGACGCCGUAACAUUCCAGAUCGAGUCGAAGCUUCUGUCUUCGGGUGACCUGAACGUCGAACUCGACUUCCCAUACCCGCCGAUUCACACGACCAAGUACAAGUACGAGGUCUUCGCUGGUGUCUAUGACUUUCCCCUCAACCACACGAGCCGCAUCGUGAAGAGUUGCGGGCGGCCAGACCUCGCUCACAUCUACCACGAACUACAAGAGACCAGUUACUACGUCAACCUCAGAUGGCCUGCGAAUUCCACCCUUGCGCUUUCCAGAGACGAGCCGGAAGGCUCUAGCAAAGUCACCGCGCACAGGUACACGUUAGCCGCCUCUGACACAUCGACAAGCUCCAUCACGUUCACCGCGCACUUCUCGCCCGACCGCCAAGAUCCCAAGGCUCCCUCGGAGAUCCAGACGCGCAGCAUCGUUGGGUGGCAUGAAUACUGGAGCGAGGGUGGUUUUGUAGACCUCACUCUGUCAUCGAACCCCAACGCCACUGAGUUGCAGAGACGUAUCAUCCUGUCUCAGUAUCACGUUCGGGUUAACAGCGCCGCUUCGGGUCAGUCACCGCAAGAGAGCGGGUUGAUGAACAACGGGUGGUACGGCAAGUUCCACAUGGAGAUGGUCGUAUGGCACAACGCCCACUGGGUAACCUGGGGCCGCAAGAAGUACUUUGACAAUAUCUUUCCUCAGCUUUAUGAAACUCUUCUGCCGUCUUCUUUUGCAAGGGCCAAAGCAAUGGGAUGGGAAGGGGCUCGGUGGCCUAAGAUGACGGAGCUCAUCACUGGUGUCAGUUCUCCGGGUGGCAUCAAUGGACUGCUUCUUUGGCAACAGCCUCACACGAUGUACUUGGCUGAAUUGGCAUACCAAUCAUCUCCCACGGAGGGAACCCUCAAGCGUUGGGAUGAGGUCAUCACCGCCGCGGCAGACUACAUGGCUUCGUAUGCCUGGUUCAACGAGAGCUCUGGUCACUACGACUUGGGACCACCUUCGUACGGUGUGACCGAGAACACACCACCUCUCGAGACGGUCAACCUGGCGUACGAGGUCGCGUACUGGAGAUACGGACUGGACUCAGCACGAUCCUGGAAGAAAAGACUCGGCCAGCCCGUCCCCGAAAAAUGGACAACCGUCGCCGAAAACCUCGCACCUCCUCCUCAGAUUGAUGGGCUAUAUUCUGUAUACGAGGGGCUGAACAGCACUUGGUGGAACGACCCCGCCCUCAACGGAGACCCACGAAGCCUCAUCAUGAUGCAAGGAAUUCUCCCUGAUACUCCCGCCGUCGACCCUGCUGUCGCCUUGAAGACCGCAGAUAAGGUGUGGGAAGUCUGGACGGACCAGAAGAUCCGCGGAUGGGGAAGGCCGGUCUUGGCCAUCAACUCCGCCCGGAUCGGCAACCCAGAGCGUGCUAUCUAUCACCUGACGGCGUACAGCUACUGGAAAUUUGAUGACGCCGGGUUUGCCAUUCGAGGAGGUGAUGGCGGUACUCCUCCUCCCUUUAUGCCUGGCAAUGCCGGAUUCCUCUACGCAGUUGCAUACAUGGCUGCCGGGUGGCAGGGCUCCGAAGGCGAUGCUCCUGGCUUUCCUAAGGAUGGUGGCUGGGUUGUGAAGCACGAGGGUCUGCAAAAGGCUCCGUAA
Messenger RNA from Colletotrichum karsti, 4227 nucleotides. Its product is annotated as transketolase. Gene Ontology annotation, molecular function: transketolase activity. Gene Ontology annotation, biological process: carbohydrate metabolic process; pentose-phosphate shunt. The coding region runs from base 1 to 4227 and encodes 1408 amino acids. Gene Ontology annotation, cellular component: cytosol. The record is from RefSeq and is a predicted model, not a curated record. NCBI's taxonomy places the organism in Eukaryota, Fungi, Ascomycota, Sordariomycetes, Glomerellales, Glomerellaceae. The transcript has 15 exons.